UAUGAACCCUAAAACUACGAGAAGACUGUUCUCGAUGCGGAAGAGAAUUCAGCUCGGAAGCUGAAGGAACCUGAAAACGUACAAAGAUUUCUUAAUCUCAGUGUUCCGACAAAACAGACAUAGUUUUGAGCAACAGAUUAAUGCUGCAGGGAUAAGCUACUGUACGAAAUUAUAUCAAAUUCUAAAGGAAACUAAAUUGAUGACUCCUUCUAUUGCUAGUAAUCUUCCUUACAGAGUCCAUCUCCUGAAUCUUGACAGGGCUUCAAAAUCGCCAGAAAAUGUAAAAGAGAGGUUGGAAGCCAUCCAGACGAUGCAGGUCGAUGGGAAUGUGCAGAAGCUCUACAAAAAUCUCAUAUCUGACUGUCAUCUUCUUUCGAAGCAGGAGUUUGACAACAUGGAUGACUUCAUCAAAACCAAGCUCAAUUAUUCCAGAAGGCUAACCGAAUUCUUUGAUAUAGAUGAAGAUAUUGAGAAAAAGAAGGAACGCACUGAGACAAUUGGAGGGAUUCAUGAGUUAAUUCUUCAAGAGACUGGAAUCGACAAAGAAACUAGAGACAAACACUAUGAGUUUGAAAUCAGCCAAAUUGAGCAAGAAUAUACUGUAAAACAUCUGAAGAAUGGAACCACAGUCACCUUCGUCCAGACUGUAGACCAUGAUAUUGAAUCAUUAGAGCGUGAAAUUUCUAAACAGUAUAGUAUUGGCCCAGAUGUAGUGCUUAUUGAUCAAAAACCUUACUAUAAAGACCUUAUGAGGUGGCAUUACUCCUCAGAUGUGUCUAAAAAUCAACAUUCUCUAAACUAUGACCACUCUAAGAGGUUCUUUGACUCUGCAAAAGAGCUAAAGGAGUACUUUCAUGUGCUAUUGAAAGACUCGAAAGACUUUAAAGUCGAGCAGCAGAGUAGGAUCAUUUAUGAAAACUGCUUCAAGACCAAACAGAUUAAUAUUGGAUAUAGCAUCUUGCUCAAUAUACUAUUUGUUAUGGGAAAAGGAAAUCUAGAUAUCAAGACUGGACUCAUUAGCCCUACUCUCAACGAACUUAUGCAGUAUUAUGUCACCAAUAUGGAACUUGAGGGAGCAAAGGAUGCUUAUAAGGUUAUACAGCAUAGAAUUUUUAUCGAUAGGCUAGAUUAUGUACUUAAUAAAUGCUUCAAAAAGAAGGGAUGAGUGAAAUGAAAUCCUAUUAAGAUAUCAACAGCUCCUUCUAGUGUAUAUUCAUUUAUCACAGAUUAUGAACUUGACAGAUCUAUUUUCUACAAUACAAUGGCUAAGAAUAUCAGUCGUUCUGUAAAUACUUCUCCUGAUAAAACUAAAAUAAGAGUAUUGAUCAGUAGCAAGUCAAAUAGCUUGCAAAGUUUUCUGUCUUAUAUAAAAUACUACACAAAUUCAGGCUCAAAUCCUUACUCUCAGCCAGCCUCAAUACCUUCCUUAUCAGUAGAGCAGGUCAACACUCUAUUGUAUCUUCGUGCGAUCUUCAGUGAGGACAAGGAGCAUGUGUACGAAAUGGAUAAGCUCUUCUCAGACCCAGAGAGUGGGGAUCGCUACAAGGAGUUUUAUCACAAACUUGCAAGUGAGAUCACCAAUAAUCACCUUCUUAGUGCCUGGCCAGGCGCUAAGAAGGACUACCAGUGAUAUCCUAUCAAUAUGGUGAAUAACUGCAGCAUGCCUGUUACUGAAAGAACCCCUACUUUUGUAUAAUCCAAUCUAGAAUACUUAUUCU
Molecule: messenger RNA, 1718 nt
Organism: Moneuplotes crassus
Lineage: Eukaryota; Ciliophora; Spirotrichea; Euplotida; Euplotidae
Source: the annotation of a GenBank genome assembly